Colletotrichum karsti is the source of this 1029-nucleotide messenger RNA. Its product is annotated as methylitaconate delta2-delta3-isomerase. The coding region runs from base 1 to 1029 and encodes 342 amino acids. The record is from RefSeq and is a predicted model, not a curated record. The transcript is spliced from 2 exons. Lineage: Eukaryota; Fungi; Ascomycota; Sordariomycetes; Glomerellales; Glomerellaceae.
AUGGCCAUCACCCCGUCCGUGUCGAAGCGCCGGGUGAGGCACUCGCUCCCGGCAGUUCUCAUGCGAGCCGGCACCUCCAAGGGGCUCUUCAUACACCGUUCUCACCUACCUCCGUCAGAAAACGACUGGAAAACACCACUCCUGGCGGCCAUGGGCUCGAGGUACAACGACGUCCGCCAGAUCGACGGCGUCGGCGGCGGAAGCAGCGUCACUUCCAAAGUCGCUGUCGUGGCGCCCUCAAGUCGACCCGGCGUUGAUGUCGAGUACACCUUCGUCCAAGUUGCCGUGGGCACUGAGACGGUCGAUCUCAGUGGGAACUGCGGAAACAUCUGCUCCGGAGUAGGGCCCUUCGCCGUGCAAGAGAGGCUGGUCACACCGUUGCCGGGCGCGAGAUCGAUGGAUGUCCGCAUCUUCAACACCAACACCUCGAAACUCAUCGUGGAGACCGUGUAUCUCGACGAGGACGGCAAUGUCGAGGAGGACGGAGACUGCCUCAUUCCCGGUGUCAAGGGUGCCGGAAGCGAGAUCAAAGUUGCAUUCGUCGAGCCGAUGGGAAGUAUGACCGGCAAGCUGUUCCCCAGCGGGCGCCCAUUGGACAGCAUUCUUGUGGAAGAGGUUCCUGAGUUGGGUCCUUUCAUAGUGGAGGCGACUUUGAUAGACUCGGCGAACCCGUUUGUCCUAGUUGACUCUCAGACUUUGCCCCUGCUGGUCAGAAGCCAAGCGCCAGACUCACCGUUGGCUCUUGAGGUAGCUGAGGCCAUCCGAAAACGCGGUGCACUUCUUAUGGGACUUGCGAAUACCAUAGAAGACGCCGGUCUAGUCAGAGGCACACCAAAGCUGGCCUGCCUUUUGCCACCAAGCUCUGGCGGCAUCUCCAAACACGAGGCGGAUAUUCGAGUUCAAGCAUACAGCAUGGGAAAGCCACAUCCCAGCCUGCAACUCACGGGUGGUGUCACGUUGGCCAGUGCUAUGAUUAUGGACGGGACCGUGGCUCACCGCGAGGACACCGAGUCCUACAUCCGAAAGUGA